This is a messenger RNA of Trichomonas vaginalis G3, 1098 nucleotides long. RefSeq names its product glycosyltransferase family. NCBI's taxonomy places the organism in Eukaryota, Parabasalia, Trichomonadida, Trichomonadidae. The transcript has a single exon. The record is from RefSeq and is a predicted model, not a curated record. Bases 1 to 1098 code for a protein of 365 amino acids.
AUGAAAUGUUAUAACAAGAAAUUCGAUAACAGAUACUGUGAAGCAACAAAUAUUUAUUACAAAAGUAGACAUUUCGUCUUCACAACAACCGCAUAUUACGAAUUUCCUUCUGAUUUUGUUUUAUUAAGUCCAAGAAACACGACAGAUCAUCAAUCAGAUAGAUUAUCAUAUAUGCCAAUAGUUACUAAUAGGCAUCUAGAAUACGAUGAAAGGAUCGAUUCUAUUACAUACGUUCUUUCUUUUUACUCAGAUUUUUAUGAUAUGAUGAAGUCUCAUUAUGAGUUCCUUUUCCCAGUAUACGCUACAAUAAAUAAUAUAGAGAAGUCUGUUUCCAAUGGUUUUGAUCGCCAAUUCCUUUUAUUCCAUGAAAAUCCAUAUUUGAAUCAAUUAUUUGGUGUAUUUUCUGACAAAACGCCAAUAAUUGCUGAUAGUAUCCGUGAUAUUAUGUUCCUUAAGAGAGUUGUAUUUGGAAUGGAACGUUUUUGGACUCAAGUUCAAACGGAACCUUAUAAUUACCAUGUUUCUUUCGAAAAAUUGAACGGAUUGAAAGAACUAGCGAUUGCUAGAUUGGGAAUUAAUAUUACUAAGUCUACAAAUCUUACUCUUUUCACUUUAUCUGAACAUCAUUUUGACAAUUUCCAAAAUUAUCGCCAAUUUUAUGAUCAGAUAAAGCAAGAUUGUCCAUCAAGUAAUAUCAUAUGGGCAGAUCUUAUCAAAAUGGAUAUAAAAACAGCAAUUCAAUAUGCAACUCAAGCUUCUGCCAUUGUUGGUCAAAAUUCGAAUGCUUUGAUUGUAGGUUUUUGGUUAAAACCUAAUUCUUUCCUUGUUGAGAUGAUUCCAAAUAAAUUUGACUGCGAUAAGUGGUACGAAGAUGUUGCAAAGUAUUCUAAUGUUCGUUAUAUCCGAACAGCAGAUAAUAGCGAUAAUUCUUUCUAUGCGAAAACUGCUGAACAAAAGGAAUUACUUCCAAAAUGUUAUUCAAGAGAAGAUAGAUGUCGCGAUCCUGAUUGUUAUUAUCGAUUGAAGCACCAAAUAUUUUUAUACUAUGCGGAUGAAUGGAACGACCUUUGGAAUUUUGUUUGUAAUAAUAUGUUUUAG